Molecule: messenger RNA, 2137 nt
Organism: Ictalurus punctatus (channel catfish)
Lineage: Eukaryota; Metazoa; Chordata; Actinopteri; Siluriformes; Ictaluridae
Gene: sgcg
Product: sarcoglycan, gamma
Exons: 9
Coding region: 474-1349 (291 amino acids)
Biological process (GO): heart contraction; cardiac muscle tissue development
Cellular component (GO): sarcolemma; sarcoglycan complex
Source: RefSeq, a predicted model, not a curated record
AACCAGAACUCAUGCUUAGAGAGUGACUCACAGAUGUGUCUGAGCCAGAACAGGGGCAUGUAUCUGACUGUUCUUUCCCCUCUUUUCCCCUCUCCUGUGGAGACACACUGAACCACAUACUAACAGUCUCAAUACUGACAGCACACAAUACUCAACUGGUCCUCUGUCAAGCUAUUGUAUAGCUUUGAGAAGUUGAUUCGAAAUCGGAGAGGAGAAUGUUGAGAGGCGGAAGUGGGGGUGAGUUUCUUCUCUUCAUGUUUGGCUGGAGCUGAUCCAGAAUCAGAUUUAUGAGAGGCAGCUGCUGAGGGCUUGACGGACAGACGAGUGCAGGGAUUCCUGUGUUGCUGCUGCCGCUGCACAGAGGAAAGCCAGGCUGUGUGUCAGUGCACAGCACAGUAGCAAGGUAUCCUCCGACAACUUCAUAUAGACGAGAGCAAUUUAAACCUCCACAAGCCUUCAAGGUAUUUAAUCAGAUGGUUCGUGAACAAUACAUCAGCACUACAGAUGAGUCUGGUGUGGCAACGCCAGUUCCUGACUCCAUCUAUAAGAUUGGCAUCUAUGGAUGGAGGAAACGUUGCCUUUAUCUGUUUGUCCUGCUUCUCAUUAUCAUCCUGGUGGUGAAUUUUGCCCUCACAAUCUGGAUCCUAAGAGUGAUGUGGUUCAAUACGGAAGGCAUGGGAUACCUCCAGGUUACAGAAGAUGGGGUCAGGUUGGAGGGAGAGUCUGAGUUUCUUUUCCCACUUUAUGCUGAAGAGAUUGACUCCAGAGAGGACUCAGCUUUGCUGGUGCACUCCACUGAUAAUGUGACUCUCAACGCCCGCAAUGCCAAUGGAGAUGUAACUGGAAGUGUGUCUGUAGGUCCAGGACAAACCAAGGCCUUUGGGCAACAUUUUACAGUCAGCUCAAGUGAUAAGACUCUGUUUUAUGCUGAUGAAAAAGAAGCGAUCGUAGGAACAGGAAAACUCAGAGUUACAGGCCCUCAAGGUGCACUUUUUGAGCACUCUGUUGAGACACCAUUGGUCAAAGCAGAGCCUCUGAGAGACCUUAGGUUGGAGUCUCCAACCCGGUUUUUGAGCAUGGAAGCCCCCAAAGGUGUUUACAUCAAAGCCAUGGCAGGGAAUAUAGAUGCUGAAUCAAGUCUGGAUGUUAUUUUGCACUCAACUGAGGGUCUUCUGGUUUUAGAUGCUGAGACCAUUCGUCUUCCCAAGCUACCCGAGGGUGAAGCAGGAUCACCAGGUGACUCUCAGGGGCUGUACAACAUGUUUGAAGUGUGUGUCUGUCCCAGCGGCAAGCUGUUCCUCUCCAGAGCUGGUCUCUCCUCUACCUGCAGUGAGAGCCAAGAGUGCUGAAGUCCAUAGCAUCUGUAGACUGAUAUUCAAGUGAUUAAUGAUUUGAUUGGAGAUCUCCUGCUGAAUCUGCUGCUGAGCUCUCUUGUUGUUGCAGAAUUUUCAAUUCAGUGCAAUAGCACAAUCUUGCUACUACAAUGACUUCACAGAAAAUGAGAGGAAGCACAUCAUUCUCAGCUGGUGAGAGUUUCAGCCUGAGUAUAUUAUGUACCUGGAUUAGAUCUAUUUCAGUGUCACCAAUAUUUGCGAUACCAUUGUGAGUGGUAAUAUAUCUUUUAUUGUUUUUCUUUUCUUUUUCUUUUUUUUUUUUAACCAAACUAGGCUGGGCAAAAAGGGGCUGUUCACCAGCAUACAUCCUAUGCAAUAUGAUUUUUUUUUAGUGCAAUAAACAAAACUUGUGUAGUAAAUAUGAUUACUGUUAAAGGAAGAGCAACAGCAAAACUAUUGUCUCACAAAAUGAAUCUAUCGAACUUGCUUUUUUAAAAGUGUAGCUGCACAAAAUUAUCUUUCAUAAUAUAGGCUUAACGCAAUAUAUCCUAAUUCACAUCAGUUUAAUUCCCAAUCAUGUUUUUACAGCAAGAUUAAUUUGGUGUUGAGAUUUAAAUAAAUGUAAAUGACUAAAUUGUUUUUGCAAAAAUUAAGAUGGUCCAAGGAAAUCCAGCCACAACAUGUAUUUAGUUUACUGAUUAGGCAGUAUUUGAUGUGUUUUUGAGAGGGUUUUAUGGUUGUCAUUUGAGUACCAAAAACAAUUUGUGAUUGGUAUUUUGUGUUAAUAAAGUAUUUGAUCUUCA